Molecule: messenger RNA, 762 nt
Organism: Dalotia coriaria
Lineage: Eukaryota; Metazoa; Arthropoda; Insecta; Coleoptera; Staphylinidae
Exons: 5
Coding region: 1-570 (189 amino acids)
Source: RefSeq, a predicted model, not a curated record
AUGUUGUACAAUAUUAUUACAAUGUGCACCUUGUUUUACAUAACCGUUGGGACACUCUCAGCGUUAGUUAUGCUGCAUUAUGGGUUGAAAUAUCUGCAGGUUUGCUGCGAGGUGUUUCAGUUCACGAUGCUUGAAGCUAAACAGACGAGAAACCGAGCGAUUCGACAACUUUUUCUUGUUACUGCGCAUAAACAGCAUGUAUAUUUAACCAGGAUAUGGGUUAAGUUGGUGCAGUUAUACAAGUGGCCAAUGUUGGUGCAAUUUACAAGUGGUGGAUUAUUGGUUGCAUUAAUUCUUAUUACACAUCUUAUUAAGUUUGAUUUUCUGUCGCUUGGACAAUUGCUGGCUUAUGUUUGUGGAACACUAAUGAUGGGAAGGAUUGGCGAAGAAAUUAUUGCUCUUAGUGAAAAGCUGAGAAACACUACUUUCUAUUCUUGUCCAUGGGAUGGGGAUGUAAAGAGUGCAAAAUUUUUAAUGUUUAUGCAUUUAAAUUCCUUUAAUGGUUUUGUACUUCCACUUGGGAAUUAUGGAGCAUAUUCAAAUGCUCUUGUAUUUUAUGUGGAUGUUUAAGUUUGCAUAUUCUGUUGUGAUGUUGUACAUCAACAGAGUCCAUAUACACCACAAACAGACUAUUUGAAUAGAAAUUUAUUCCUACAACAGGUAAGGUGAUAUUCUAGAAAUAUACAUCUAAAUACACUUUGAACAUACAAAAUAUAUGUGUAUGUUAAUUAAAUAGUUCUCUAAAUCGUUUAAAAAUGAUAA